GCGGGAGGCGAUGCCCGCGGGCUUCUGAGUGACUUGGGGCAAGUGAAGGAAACCCCAAAAUGGAGGACUUCGCGUCCCGGACCUAUGGCACCAGUAGUGGCCUGGACAACAGACCGCUGUUCGGAGAGACGUCGGCCAAGGAUCGAAUCAUCAAUUUAGUUGUUGGCGGCUUAACAUCCUUAUUGAUUCUUGUAACGCUGAUCAGUGCUUUUGUUUUCCCUCAACUACCUCCAAAACCAUUGAAUAUAUUUUUUGCUGUCUGCAUCUCUUUGAGCAGUAUUACUGCCUGCAUACUUAUCUACUGGUAUCGACAAGGAGACUUAGAACCGAAAUUUAGAAACCUAAUUUACUAUAUCUUAUUUUCUAUCAUCAUGUUAUGUAUAUGUGCGAACCUGUAUUUCCAUGAUGUGGGAAAGUGAAGUUACCAAGGAGAAAUACUGACCAUGUCUCUUCAAAGUUGUGUUUUAAAGACUUAAGAGCUUGAUGAGAAGACUAAAAGGUGUAUACACCACGUAACAAGGAGCCUUGAUGUUCAAACACUUACAGACAUGUGUGAUCUGGACUGGAAUCUGCAAGGCUGCCAUGGGGC
Molecule: messenger RNA, 589 nt
Organism: Sorex araneus (European shrew)
Lineage: Eukaryota; Metazoa; Chordata; Mammalia; Eulipotyphla; Soricidae
Gene: TMEM243
Product: transmembrane protein 243
Exons: 5
Coding region: 60-419 (119 amino acids)
Source: RefSeq, a predicted model, not a curated record